CAUCCCCUCAUCAGCCACCUAUUCGCCCUCUCCUCCUCUUUGGGUGCUUUGUGCGGCGGAGGAGAUGAGGAGAGGCUGCCUGAGGAGGAGACAGAGGGGAGCCCGAGACUAACACGUCCCACGCCAGAACCACACAGCCGUGGGCAACUUUAAUUUUGGAAGCACCGUAGUAUAGCCUGCGAUGUACAUGACAAUUAAGAGAAAGAGCCACGUUUCCUCUUCUUUCUCUCCUUCUUGUUCUCCUUGGGAGGCUUAGAUGCGUCGGGCGUGUGCAACAUACUACUACGUCCUUGGACUGAGGCGCUCAAUGAAGAUUUAUUUCUCUGUGAUUUCGCUGAUGAUACCGCCUCGCUGUGCCUGCGCUUAGGUCAUGAAUCCGAAGGCGGUCUGAGCGCAUUGUUUCCUGCUCCGUUGCAUUUGGGAUUUCCAGCCGUGAUGUCUGCAAUCUUGCGCUCUUUGUUUCUGGUUCUGUUCAGCCUGCUGGCAGUGGGUGCCCAGACAGAGAUGAAGAAGGUUGUUGGGGACAAUGCCACCUUACCAUGCCAUCACCAGUUCCCACCUUCCAGCUCUCUUGACAUCGAGUGGCUGCUGCAGAAACCUAACUCAAAGCAGAAAGUGAUCAUUACCUUCUUCGGAGGACAGGUCUACACCAACGAGGCCACUGGGAGUGACGCCAGCCGCCUGUCCUUUGCCGGGGAGUACCUGGGUGGUGACGCCUCUCUGCUGAUCAGUGACCUUCUGCUGACCGACUCUGGGGAGUACUACUGUAAAGUCAAGACUGGGGGAAAGUACCACUGGAGUCAGGUCAACCUCAUUGUUCUGGUGAAGCCCUCCAAGCCAAGGUGCUGGAUGGAUGGAAAACUCUUGGAGGGCAGGGAUGUCAAGCUGAGCUGUAAAUCCAGCGAUGGUUCAGACCCCAUUAGCUACAAGUGGGAGCGAGUGCUCGACAAAGGGAAGAGUCUGGGCAAGCUGCCAAACCUGGCGCUGAUAGAUCUGAAGAACCCAGAGAUCGUCACCCUGAGGAAUCUCACCCUGGACAGCACGGGUGUCUACAGGUGCACGGCAAGCAACGACGUGGGAGAGGAAAACUGCACCAUUGAGGUCACGAUGCAGCAUGUGAGGGAUGUUGGGAUGGUAGCGGGAGCAGUGGUGGGAAUAUCCUUCGGUGUCCUCAUUGUCAUAUUAAUCAUCUGGCUCGUCUUCCGGAAGAAAGAAAAAAAGAAGUAUGAAGAGGAGGAGACCCCAAAUGAGAUCAGGGAAGAUGCUGAGGCUCCCAAGGCCAAACUGGUGAAGCCAAACUCCCUAUCCUCAUCCCGCUCUGGCAGUUCGCGAUCCGGUGCCUCCUCCACCCAAUCAAUGGUGCACAACAGCAUCCAGCGUGGUCACCGCCCACGUCCACCAGCUGUGGCAGCUCUUAAGGAAAACGGACAGCCCCCAGGCUUCCCCCAGUCCCCUCCAGCCUACACUGCAGUGGUGCCCCCCAAAACGCCCGAGCCUCCUAUCACUCCAAAGUUCAACUCCAGGAACAUGUCUGGGCCCACACCCCCAACCCUCAUGGUCCCAGCCCAGACCAAGGCCUUUCAGACUGUGUAGGACUGAAAGCCACACCGUUUCCUUCAGCCAUGUAAGACUACAACCCCUCCCCGAAGCCUCGUAUACCCCUCUCCCAAAGACUGAGACUCUUCCAUAAACAAAGAAAUGCAACUAGUUUAAAGGAUGUAAUUAAAAGAAUCAUUACUAUAAGUCCAAAAGUACUUUUAAUGAAUGCAUAAUUUAAAGGGUAAAAUAUAAGACAUGCUUGCCCCUACUGAAUUAAAAAAACAAACAAAAAAAGCAGAAACCUGAGAUGCAAAAUGAUCCCAUGGCUGAAGGCUGAACUUUUUUUGCUGAGUUUUUCUUUUUGCCUCGGAUGGCACAGAGAAGAUCCUCGUGCAUCGAGGUGGAAGGCGCCCUCUAGAAGAGCUUUAUUAAUUUAUCAAAUUGUAGGCUUAGGCAUGCGGUCGAAGUGAGAAUAGGAAACUAAAAACAUACUUGUGUUCACUCUCAGUUAUACAAGAUGAAUAUAAGUGGGGCGGAAUGAGGGGGAAAGUGGGAGACUGUGUGGGAAGCUGGGUUUUGUGUUUUUAUAAAGUUGGAGACCAGGGAGGAGGGUUGAUUCUCUGAUUCGUGUCACUCUGCGCCUCUCUCUGUCUGCUUCCAACUACUUGCUCUAAAACCACAAACCGCUUUGCCUCCCCCAUGGGCCUGGCCGGUUUUGCCCAUCCAUGUGGACAGGCACGGUGCUCGGCAUGUGCAUCAUCCGCCUCAUUGCGCUCGGUCUUUUGUGCUCUGGCAAAGGAACCCAUGAGAAACCACAUACUGACUCAGCUGACUCACAGACGCCUCAUGUGCUUCACCGUUCAGCUGGGGUAGGGGGGGCGGGAAGGAAGACCUCAAGUACAAGGAUGCAGCAUUGAUGGUAAAGUCAAAUAAAUGGACUUGUUAACUUUCCUCCCACAUCUACAUUGUUAAACUCUUGUACUGCUACCAAAUAUUCUGCUAAGUAAUUUUGUAGCAUUUAUUAGCCCUAUAGCGAUACUUUAAACAUAGGGGUAAGCAUCUAUUAGAAUAGCUAAUCUUUUCUUUUUGUUUUGUCUCUGUUUUCCUUUGUCUCUUUUUCCGGAGCAGUUUGCAAAACGUCAAAGACAACCAUGUGUCUAAUCAUUUAUUUUAAGAAGUGCCACCAAUGCCUAGGACGGCUUAUUAUUUAUUUUAUUUUUUUCUGUUUUUGUUCACCAGCUACAUUUCUGAACUGAAGCCAAAAUCUGUUGCGAUGAAUGUGUGAUGUACAAAGAUGGUGGAGUCCAUUAUUUUCAGCCUCCUUCAGGGUUCAUUAUCAAACUAAGGCACGCAAUUUUUAAAUUUUACUUUAGUGUGUCUAAAGAAGGAGACCAAGGAGUGGGAUUCUAGAUAAAUCCAACACUUUCCUUGGAUCCUUAACAGUGGUGUGGCACUUGAUUGUUGUUUCACCCAAUCACCUGCUUGGUUAAUGUUUGUCAGCAAGAUACCCAAUUGUUGUAUCCUUUGAGAGACAAAGUGCAGUUUGACUUAGAGUAGCUGAAAAAGGGCAAGUACCCUCUCUAGUGUGCCUUUGCAAUCCCUCUCCCUUUAGAUUUUUUUUUACCAUCCGCCUCCCUUCCUUGGUCCUUAUCUUCAGUAUACCAGUGGUUAAUUCUGUUCACAUGCAGCUUUGAGGGUCACCAGCAGGAGGCACUUGAUAUCACAAAAACCGCCCCAGUAACAGAUGCUGCCGAGGGAGCGCCAAGUAGAGUGAGUGGUGAGAAAGCAACCCCAUGCCACAGGACUAUGUACUGUACAUUCUGUAAUCAGUCUUGUUUUAUAUUGUACAUAAAUAGAUAUAUGCACACAUUGUCAGUUCAAUUGAUAAAUAAGGGUAUGUCAGUAAAGAUUUUCCUUUUACAGGAAAUUGUCAAGUGAGAAAUCCAAAGUGAGGUCAAACUGUCUUUUUUUCUGAUGUAACCAAUGACAAUGAGAUAAUCAGUCUCCCUAAUUGGAAAAAAUGUAUAUGACAAAAUGUGUGGAUGUGUAAAGGAAAAAUGCAUCUCAUCCAUCAUAACCACCUUCCAGAUUGCCAUAUUUUUUCUAUUUCUGAAAAAAAUAUUGAAAUGGAUUUAUAGCCACUUGGGCAAGUUUUCACAACCUUCAUUGUGUUAAGUCUUCACUUGUGAGUGACAGCUGGAAUAUAGCUUUAAAAAUACAAUAAAAUUAAUUGGAUAGAAAAUCAGCUCAUUAUGAAGAAAUCUUUUAAGAAAGGCCUCGUCUUAAACUUUAGCUCAGCCAGAAGUUACAACAAACAGUCGAGUGUAGAACUCAGAAUAAAGGCCAGGAACAUUUUUCACUAUUUACUUUUGCAUUAUUCUCAAUAAACGUGAGGAGUAAGAGCAGAAAGUGUUAAUUGAGCAGUUUGCUUAUAUUACUACACAAAUCCAAAUAUUACUUCAGCAUAUUUUUCUUUUUUUAUGUUUGAAAGGUUCUUUCUAUCUCAGACAUCAUUCAGCCCUUUCAACUUACAAUUAUAGUUUAAUGGUAACAGGGUCUCAGCAAAUCCUGAAAAUGUAUGUAUAAGGGGUUUGAGUAGCAUUUUUUUCCGAGUACACAAAGCAAUAUUUGGUCAUAGUUUCUCAAAAUUUUAAUUCCGCAGAAUGGUAGAUCCUUGUCCAAGGUUUAGCAACCUGAAAUAAUCCCUAACCUGAACAGAUUUCCUCCAUCUGGAAAGUUGGAGAAAAUGUGGCUGUUCAAGUGCUCAGAUUAGGACUUCUGCUCUCUAAAACUUCACAUAGUUGUUUUAUCAUUUAUCAUUACAUACUCCUCAAAGUUAAAAAGACAAGAUAACACAGUUUUUCAGUAAGUCAGAAGUGUGUUGCUCGUUUUUAAUUAAAAAAUUGAUACAAGAAAAGGUUCUACUCAUAAAGUCUCUGUAGAUUCUGUAUAAGUUAUAACGCUCCUAAAGUUAAAAUAUAACUGGACAACUUCUGACGACAUCAUUACCAGCAGAAGUCAUCUACAUCCUCGGCUAAUGGUGUCAUCAUACUUUUUUGCGUCAUUCAUUAGAGACUAUCUACAGCUUGGUACUUUUUUCCUUCUUCUUGUCCAUGCAAUACACUGAUCUGUUCAUGUCACACACAAAUCCAAGUGUGAUUUCUUAACCUUUGGAGUACUACUAUCUGUGUAAAUUUGCUUACAUCCAUGGUCAGAGCAAUAAUUUAAAUGUUUAAAACAACUAGAAGUGUGAAAAACAAAGCUGUUGGAAGACUUAAGUUUAUCUUGCAAAGACACACUGUUCUGUUUUGUUAUUUAACAUCUUAGAACUCCCAUUUCCCCUGUCUUUGUACCUUUAUGAUGGAUUUGGUCAUAUUUCAGUUCUAAAUCUGCAACAUCUGCCAGGAAAGGAUGUGUUGUUUGAAUUCACACAUUGGAUUUCACACAUGACUUAACCACAGGGGUAAUUGGGGGAAAAAAAGUUGUUUUUUUUUGCUUUGUUCUUUUUCUAAAUUAACUAGCAACAGCGUGUCAUAUAUGACCAAGGAGGCUACUAUUUGUUCGCAAUAGAGAAGGGUUGUUUGUGAGUGUGUGUACUAGCAUGUCUGCGAAUACACUUGUAAAUGUGUAUGAACUUGUAUGUGUGGGUGUAUGCAUGUAAAUUCAGUAUUUGCCCCAGGGCCACACCCACACACUGAUGUUGCCCAUUUGAUGAGGUCGAAGGAUGCACUCAAGCAAGGCAACCGCUGUCUAAAUGUACAUGACUCCAGACUGGCAGUAUUUAUUUUAGCUUUUGCUUAGUUUUAUAUGCACAUUGAAUUUGGCUUCACAGGCAGCAGUCAUGUUUUUGCUUGUGGGGGUGGCAUCUCGAGACAAAGAGCGUUCAUAAUUCAUAACUCAUCAGCCCUGAAUGGGAACUUGUGCACUCCUGCUAUCUCCGUGCAGAAUGCACUUUGUCCGGGUUGUAUUGAUGGCAUCUCACCAAACACACAAACAGUUACAAGUUGUAUAUACGCACACAUCAACAGGUGCACAUAUCAUAUGCGGGAUGCAUAUGAGAAUGCAGUUGUGUGCACUUGCAAGCACACCUCACAAAAGUUGACACCAUUUGCACAAACAAAAGCCUAAACAAGCAUUCCGUUAUUUCUGCUCCUUCAGAAUCAAUUUGAUGGAUUGAAUGUCUGGAGGUAUUACGGCUGACUGAAACUAAAUGUGGUACAGAAUAGGACGUAGCAUCACUCAGAGGACAUUUGCACAAGAAAAGAUACAGUAAGAAAACAAAUGGACACUUGCAAGCACUCAGUAAAACAGACACUGCUAUGCAUCCUCAAGAUCUUGAUAACAUAUGCUGAAAGAUUUUUUUCUUCUUGCUUGGGAAUUUACAACAGUGGUACCGGGAAAAAGGAGAGUUAUGACAGGAUUGGCUCAGAGCCAGGGCUGUGGGCCCUUGUCAUUGAAAUUUGCUCAUCCACAGAUGAAAGUAGCAUUGGUGGAGGAGGUUGGGAAGCAAGUCUUCCAGCUUUAAAAUUCUCCAAGCUUUUUUGAUGUGCUAUCCAGCUUCGGCAAGUCUCAGACUCCCCAGUUUAUGAUCCCUCGCGCUACGUCCCUUUGUGGCCCAACAAACUCACUCGUUUUCCAACAAAUGAAUUUUAAGUCGCUUUUGUCAGUUCAGUGAGCACAGGAGGAGAAAGUCUGAACACGGCCCACAGCUGAGAGCGUCAACCCAACAUCCAAUAUUAUCCGUCAGCACUGCACAUUGUGCACUUGUGAUCAAUACUCAGAGGUGCCGUUAAAUGGUUAAUGGUUAUCCUGCGGUACGUGACGAGAGAAUGAAUCUCAUGUAGCUACAGUGUUUUACAUUGUAUUAGUCACGUUUCAUUUCUUAUUAAAGCUACUGAGCAGGGCAAUCUGUGGUUUGGCCUUGUCUGUCAGUAUAAGAGAAUGUGAUGUAUUAUUGCUUUUUAAGACUGGAUGAGGCUUCUUUGAACCUCAAGAAAGGUAAGAAUGGUUCAGAGAGAGAUUGCAAAAGGUACCUGCAUGUCAUAGCAGAUUGAGCAGAUGAACGGGAAUGCUUUGCUUUGAUGUAACAUAACUGUAAUCAACUAAAAGUAAUUAAAUGAAGAAAAUCUAAAAUUGUAAAUAUAUUGACACAAAAGGAUUUUUGAAGCUUUAUUUUUGUCUUCUUUUGGGUUUUUCAAAUGUUCAUCCAUGUACUUUGCACUUUUCUGUGUGCUAUGCUCAUCAACGGCGAGUGUUGAUUCUGUGUGGUCGGCUGUUUCCUCUGGACCGCGUUGUUUCAGUGACAGAGGCAGACAGGCUCAGCAUGGCUCAACUAAAGGGAAAUGUAAAACACUUUUGUUUACUUUACUCUCAUCUGUUUUCUGAUGUGCAUUGUCAUUUUGGUUUUCUAAAACAAUAAAGGACUUUUUUUUUGCUUUUAUUUGUUUGGUGAAAACAAUCCAUGUAAAUAUCACAAGUAAAAAAUGUAUAUUUUUACGACUUCUGAGUUAUUACUCUUUCAUUUGCAAAUAAAAUAUUCAAUCUCAA
This is a messenger RNA of Girardinichthys multiradiatus, 7086 nucleotides long. RefSeq names its product CXADR like membrane protein b (gene clmpb). Bases 436 to 1593 code for a protein of 385 amino acids. The transcript is spliced from 7 exons. Lineage: Eukaryota; Metazoa; Chordata; Actinopteri; Cyprinodontiformes; Goodeidae. The record is from RefSeq and is a predicted model, not a curated record. Gene Ontology annotation, cellular component: membrane; cell surface; cytoplasmic microtubule.